UUUUUUAGUAAUUUGAAGAGAGAUUCUGAAACCUAACCUUACGUCCGAUUGUGAAACAGUUAGCCAUAGCCAUCAAUCGUCUCUUGUAUCGGUUGGAAAUGGAGUCAUUAUUGUACGCAGUUUCAGAAGAAGAUGCAUUUGCUUUCCCUGUUGCAAAAUUGCUUCGAUUAGGGAAGAACGAGAUCGAUAACUCGCAUUCCCCCUUGUUCUUCCUGCGUCCAUUUGUGCCCAAUAAAAUUUUGGAAUGCAAUACAUGCGUGCUUUCCAUCAUUCUAGCAAAGCUUUCUUACUGGGUGGUGUUGAAUCCUGGGAACUCCACUGCCACAACAUCAAGCUGAAGAUAUUAGAGCCUGACUUCACGCCUCCACCACCGAUAUCUCUUUCCGAUCCUUAUUUCGUUGCGAAUAUUAGAAGCAACAUUUACUUGUUUGCACACGUGCACAGUGAAGGUUUUUGGGUUCUUAAAUCCGGGACAUGGGAUUCCUUGUCUGCUCCCGCACUUUCUCCUGUUGAUCCAACAUUCAGGCGCGCUUAUAUUCGUGAUUCGCCUUGGUGUCAAUGGUUCAUUUCUGAUGACAAGCUUUUCCUGCUUGCAUCAUAUCUACCUGGAAAAGAAGAAAUAGUUGUCUAUGACCCCCAAAGUGCCGUCUGGGAGAAAGUGGAUGACAAGGACACCCACUUCCAGUUAAGCUCAUUUGAUCUUCAUUCAAUUACUACUAUCUCAGUUCCAGAUGUAUGCAACAAUUGCAGUGUGGCACUUACAUUUAGGGGGGGAAACAUUAGAGGAGGAGAAUUUGUAAACAUCAAACUAUAUGCUCUGCUGUUGGAUAAGCAAACUAACCUUGUCCGUUGCUGUCAAUCGCUUGACGAGUGUUCUAAUCAGAUCCAAGUCCAACAGUCCAAAGUUUGGUGGUAUUCCCCAAGCAUGAAAUGUGUUGACCUUGGCAAUGGCAUGGUAUGUGCUCUCAUCAUUGGAAGCACAAAAUUAAGGUGUCAUGCUGAUCUAGAACCUCUCCUUUGGAUAUUGGUAUUUACCCUAGUCUGGACACAAGAGGACCAAAGAUUCCUAUAUGUUGUUGAUGUUUCUGUGAAUCAAAUCUACACCAGGCACCUCGCCAAUCCCAAGGAGACUGAUUGUCUGCACAGUGCCUUUAUUGUAACACCCAAGGAUUUUAGCACUGCAUUUGUGGAGCAGAAAGACUCACUGAAUAAGAGAAUGGAAGUCCAAGCUCAACUGCCACGAACAUACACCAUGAAGGACAUUUUGGGAGAACUUCAAAACAUGAAGAUUUAUAUGGAAGGAAGAUUACAAAGUAUUGAAACAAGUCUUGCAAGGCAACAAGAUGCUAUUGAUCAUCUCUGCACGCAUUUCGGAAUUCUAAAUAGGUGUGGCAUAAUCCUUCAUCCGCGCACAAGUUAAGGUGACGAGCAAUGAAGAGAAAGAUGAUUGAUCAUUGUUGGUUUCACAUGAGGAUUUUUUUUAUCACUAUUAUUCUGAUCUAACAUUAAUAAGCUUAGAAUUGUAUAGCACAUAGCUUAUGUU
This is a messenger RNA of Arachis duranensis, 1543 nucleotides long. RefSeq lists its product as uncharacterized. The transcript is spliced from 2 exons. The coding region runs from base 245 to 1420 and encodes 391 amino acids. The record is from RefSeq and is a predicted model, not a curated record. Lineage: Eukaryota; Viridiplantae; Streptophyta; Magnoliopsida; Fabales; Fabaceae.